Molecule: messenger RNA, 761 nt
Organism: Adelges cooleyi (spruce gall adelgid)
Lineage: Eukaryota; Metazoa; Arthropoda; Insecta; Hemiptera; Adelgidae
Exons: 7
Coding region: 5-718 (237 amino acids)
Source: RefSeq, a predicted model, not a curated record
AACAAUGAGUUUUACUUACUUUAUUACAUUUUUAUACAUCUUUCUGUAUUUUUAUACAGCUAAUGCAGACCAUCAAUCUUCUAAUGAGCAACUUGCAAAAAUUGAUAAUGCGGUAAAUGAUUCCGGGAAACAAAUUUCCGAGACUACAGUACAAAACGACUUAAACAAAGAGUCAAUUCAGCAGAAAUUGGGAACAACUAUGUCUGAAGCUUACAUUAAAACUGAUUCCAUGUCGACAAAUGGACAAUUUAGAAAUUCUGAGGAGCGACUUAAAAAAUUGUAUAAUGCGGUAUCUUAUAAAUUCGGCCAAGUUAGCUCAUUAUCAGUUCAUUUGUACUUAAGAAAAGAAUCAGCUCUGAAGGAACAUGGAAUAACUGAAUUGGAAGCCUCCGAAAUAAUUCGUGUCCUGUUGGGUGGUCAUAUGACCAUAAAUAAUUUUAUAAAAAUCUUAAAAAAAGAACUUACAAAUGAGCAACUCGACUACAUUUAUAAUUGGGUACGUCAAAAUAAAAAAUCAAAGAGUAAGAUAGGUUUUCAAGGGUUGAGGCAUCAUGAAGUUACCAAGGAUAAAAUUAAAGAGUAUUUAUAUGCGGAACACGCCCAAUAUGGACUAACUCCAAAGGACGUCGAAAAGAUAACUGAACUUUUGAAGUUUAAUCAUAUGGAAAAAAACGAAUUUAAAGCAUUAAUGACUAGUGGACAAGCUUUAAAUUAUUGACUCAACAACAUCAGCUGGUAGUGGAUUUAAAAAUGUGCAGCCU